CUGGUGGACGAGCCACCACCGUAUCACAACCUUUUGCCUUUUUGUUCUCACCCAUUUUCCAACGGUUUGGAGGGAAUUAAUGUUGCACGAAAGAAAAUGAUUUAUUCCCCAUUUAAAUCUUUUCCACUCACUUGUCACUACUCAGUAGUAUUCUCUCAGCAGGUUUUUUGUGUGCAAUUGAAAACCCCUCUCUCUCCCUGGCGAUUUCUGAAGGAUUUUCCCAAUUAUUUAUCGUCUUCCUCCGGCGACUUUCCGAUCACCUUCGAAUCAUGAGUAUAGUGGCAAGAAACGAGAAUCAGGCAUACCUUUGCAUCAUGGGGAUGGGGGCAAGAAAUGCGAAUCAGGCACCAGCAGAUUUCGUUGAGGUUCCAUGUGCAACGCACAGACCUUUGCAGAUUCCUGUUGUUCGAGCAGAUGAGCUUUGCAUAAUAGGGAAAGGGACAAGAAACAAGAAUCAGCCACCAGCACGUAUCGCUGAGGUUCAGGGGACUAAGGCUAGGCCUUUGCAGGGAGAUGAAGCCGAUUUUGGGAGUCUCACGAACACAGUGACCGGUCUACUUGGAGCUGCGAAAAACAUCUCGCUGCAACUCGAUGAAAUUUCAUCUACUGUGAAUGGUCUUGUCAACAACAGCAAGGACAUAGAUGUGGCCUGUGGAAAAUCAACUCCCGCUGAGCCUUUUAUAUCAGUUGAUUCUAAGCGAGAUGUUGUUGGGGAAUUCCAUGAUUUGAAACAGACCACCACUGUGGCAGAGUACCAGGAGAAGUUUGAGGAACUGAGAGACUUGAUGGUGGAAAGGAACUAUGGACUCUCAGAAGGUUAUUUGGUUUCCAGCUUCUUGAGUGGACUCAAGUCAGAAGUUAAAGAAUCGAUUGCAAACCGCAAACCAGAGACUCUUUACCAUGCUUUCAACCUUGCACGCGUCCAGGAGAUUGCAAUUGGAGAGAUGAAAGAGAAAUAGAAGAAAUAGAAGAAGGUACAGUGUGUCGGUUACAUGGCUUUGCCUUGUUUUGAACUAAUUCUAAAGCCCUUCUACUUGCUUUCUUGAUUGUACAAAUAUCAAACCUAGACAUAUAAUGGAUUAUAUCUACUAGAAUAUGUCGAAUAUGUGGUGGCGAUUGUCUGGCUUCAUCAGAAACAGUAAUAGGUUUGUGGAGUCCGUGCCAAUAUUUGCAACUCCUAACUGCUGUUCACUAGCGAAUUUUAUUGCUGCAAAGCAGGCGAUAGAUGAUUCUGCUUGAAGUGCAGAAGAAGCUUUGAAUUUUAUGGUGUUUGUUUAGUUCAGAAUGGUUUAAGGAUCAAUAGCUCUUUCUUAGUUAUACACUAGACAGAAUGAGAGUUUCUUUUAGCCUUGUAGCUGCUUUUAUCAAACGUAUUAAGAAAUGUGGAAGACUUUUAUAUGUCAUUGACUGUCUGAACAAUGAAAGUUGAAA
Oldenlandia corymbosa var. corymbosa is the source of this 1431-nucleotide messenger RNA. The record is from the annotation of a GenBank genome assembly. NCBI's taxonomy places the organism in Eukaryota, Viridiplantae, Streptophyta, Magnoliopsida, Gentianales, Rubiaceae.